Yarrowia lipolytica CLIB122 is the source of this 960-nucleotide messenger RNA. RefSeq lists its product as uncharacterized. NCBI's taxonomy places the organism in Eukaryota, Fungi, Ascomycota, Dipodascomycetes, Dipodascales. Gene Ontology annotation, molecular function: mRNA binding; metal ion binding. Gene Ontology annotation, cellular component: cytosol. The record is from RefSeq and is a predicted model, not a curated record. Gene Ontology annotation, biological process: cytoplasmic translation.
AUGCCACCCAAGCAGAAGCUCAACGAGAAGAACAAGGCCGCCAAGCGACAGGAGCGGGCCAGCGACAAGACCUUUGGUCUCAAGAACAAGAACAAGUCGUCCAAGGUUCAGCGAUUUGUGCAGCAGGUUGAAGCUACAGCCUCUGGAGCCGACAAGAAGAAGCAGGCUGAGAGAGAGCGUAAGGAGGCCGAGAAGAAGGCUGCCGCUGCGGCCAAGGCCGAGGCCGCCAAGCUGUUUGGCUCCGUGGUGAUUACCCAGAAGGUUCCCUUUGGAGUUGAUCCCAAGACCGUGCUGUGUGCAUACUUCAAGGAGGGCCAGUGCACCAAGGGCACCCGAUGCAAGUUUUCGCACAACCUGGAGGCUGACCGAAAGACACAGAAGAAGGAUCUGUACACGGACGCGCGAGAGCAGGAGAAGGAGCAGGGCAUGGACACCUGGGACGAGGAGGAGCUGCGAAAGGUGAUUCUGUCCAAGCAUGGAAACCCCAAGACCACCACAGAUAUUGUUUGCAAGUUCUUUCUGGACGCCAUCGAGGACUCCAAGUACGGCUGGUUCUGGGUCUGUCCCAACGGCGGCGAUCAGUGCAAGUACAGACAUUCUCUGCCACCGGGCUUUGUGUUCAAGACCAAGGAGCAGAAGAAACUGGAAAAGCUUGCGCUGGAAAAGCAGCCCAAGAUUACUCUCGAGGACUUUUUGGAGACAGAGCGUGCCAAACUGCCCAAGAACCUUACUCCUGUGACUCUGGAGUCUUUCAACAAGUGGAAGGCUGACCGAAUCAAGGCCAAGGAGGAGGCUGCUGCUGAGGAGGCCCGAAAGCUGACCCAGAAACAGAUGUCUGGUCGACAGCUGCUGCUUACCGGAAAGUAUGACGAUGAUGAGGAGGACGAUGGAACUAACGGUACCGCCUGGGACUUGUCUGAGUUCAAGCCCAGUUUGGAUAUUGUCGAUGAUGAGGAGUAA